Messenger RNA from Penicillium egyptiacum, 1545 nucleotides. The record is from the annotation of a GenBank genome assembly. Lineage: Eukaryota; Fungi; Ascomycota; Eurotiomycetes; Eurotiales; Aspergillaceae.
AUGCCACGAAAACAAAACACCAGAAGGCGAACUGGAUGCGCCAAAUGCAAAGAGCAACACAUCCAAUGCACAGAAGAGCACCCCCGAUGCAGACGGUGUGAGAGACUUGAUGUUGAAUGCGUCCGGGAGCUCAAAAUCAUGUUCCGAGAGGAUGCUAUCCAACGGGGCAUUAGCUUUGGCCGUGAAGGGGUUUGGACAAAAAGACCCGGCACAACCGCACAUAACCGGAAAACGGAAACUAUAUUCCAAGGACUUCCUCUGACCCAGUAUACUAACCGCUUGUUCUUUUUGAAUUUAAAUGAGGGUGACUUUCAAGACUCCGAUGGCGUCCCUCGAACACAUUCUUCAGGCCAGAUUUGCCCCAACAGCAUAGACCUCUGUACGGACCUUUCGAUCCCAACUUCCAUCUACCACCCCCUUCAUUCUUUUCUGGACACGGAGACCUAUCUUCUUGAUUAUUUUAUCCGCGGUAUCAGCCCGUCUUGCUCUCUAAGUGAAUUGUAUAAUCCUUACAUCUCUCUUGUGGUUCCCCUAUCUUUUGUCUCCACCACCCUUCGACACGCCGUUCUGGCAGUUUCCGCAAAUCAACUAUGCCUUCUGGGAAAGGAUCAAUUUACAGAGCAAGUCUGUCACUAUAAGCACAUGGCCUUGCAAGGGCUUCGACGGGGAAUUUCCGCUGGUGUACAUGACGAUGGCAUGGUAGCUUCGAUCUUGAUGCUGUGCUUUCACGACAUAUCAGAUGGAUGCUCUCCUUCAUGGAUGACACAUCUUCAUGGUGGCUUGCAACUUAUCGACUACCCAACGUCUCACGGCUCAUCUGAUUUAUGGAAGUUUUUCAGGAUGUACUUUGUAGCUCAUAAUAUCAUGAGCCGUACCGCAUCUGAAAGUUGGCAUCAAGAUGACAUCUCAGAGUUGUGGUCUGGAAGCGAAAACCUCGAAGAAAUCGAUAUGUUGAUGGGGUGCUCGCGGGGCCUGUUGACUUUGAUAAACAAUAUCUCGAUCCAAGCUUCCACAAAAGCAAAAAUACAAAAAUACCGACGUUUAACCCCCGCCGAGACUCAAUACUAUGCCAAUGUGUCAUUAGAUAUUGGCACAGCCCUUCUUGGCUUGAAACAGACGCUUCCUCAACAUUCAACGGGCAGAGAAGACCUCGAGAGAAUUGCACAGGUCAAACAUCUAGCUGCCUUCCUUUACCUUAAUGAACGCCUCGAGGAUGAGCCAGACAUCGACGACCAGGAGAGGCUCGGGGUAUCUAAAGGGUGUAAAAGCCGUCUUAUAUUGUCGAUUAUUGAAAUGAUCUCCACGCUUCCUGAUAUGGCUACUUUGUUAUGGCCUCUGUUUGUGCUUGGGAACACAGGCCUGGAAAAUGAAGAACAACGACGCUUUGUACUGGAUCGGCUGGCCAAUAUCCAGAAGACACGGAAUCUCGGAAGUGUGAGGCGGACAAUCGAUGCCGUGAAACAUGCCUUUAUGACGAAGAGUCUAUUCUCUUCGGGCAACAAGGCAUGGGUCCAUGAAACCUACCGCUACAUCAGCCUCGCUUGA